This is a messenger RNA of Dendroctonus ponderosae (mountain pine beetle), 8056 nucleotides long. RefSeq lists its product as uncharacterized. The record is from RefSeq and is a predicted model, not a curated record. Gene Ontology annotation, biological process: intracellular protein transport; exocytosis. Gene Ontology annotation, molecular function: small GTPase binding; neurexin family protein binding. Gene Ontology annotation, cellular component: exocytic vesicle; plasma membrane. Lineage: Eukaryota; Metazoa; Arthropoda; Insecta; Coleoptera; Curculionidae.
UCUGCCUGUCGCGGAUCGUCGUGUAAUGUGCGGGCCGGGAGGCCACGGGCAAAGUUCCGGGCUCCUGGAUCAAGGAUAACGUAAAUACGAGCAACACGUGGCCUUGAGCUGUAAAGCCGUGAGUGGAAACCUGGAGGGACAUGUCAUGUGAGGACGAGAUCGACCUGGUGCCUUCCUCCUCAUCCAAUGAGGUUUUGGUAGCCGCGACCAAAGAGGCAUCGGUUCUCACCGAUCAUGAGCGCGAACUCAUACUGGGUGUGCUCACAAAAGACGAACAACUGCGCCGACAACAGCAAAUACGAAUCAUGCACUUAAAGGCCGAGCUGCAACAUCUGCGGCGAAAAGGAGCGUUGAAAGUACCUUCGGAUCUGGAAAGUGCCACUCCUGAUCCGGAUAGAACAUGCGGUCGAUGUCGCAUCGAACUCGGCCGAGUGAUCAAUAGGGGAGCCGAGUGCAGGGCGUGCAGAUUGAAAGUCUGCAAGGGCUGUAGGAAAUUCAGGCGGCUUCGGGCGAGUGGAUGAACGAGUUUGUUCGCCGACCCAGCAGAAGACGAGAUGCUCGAGUUUAUGUGCCAGCUGCCGAUAUAAUCAAGAAAACCAUUCGGAGAUCCUGGACAAUAUCCAAUCCGACACCCCGAUGGGCCGCCCUAAGAAACUCAGUCGAAUUGAGGCCCUACAACAGUCUGCCUAGAGGCCAGGAUAUCAACAAUUACCCUUCGUUGGCUCCACAUCAGGCCAACCUCAGAAACACCGAUUACAACAUUGAGAUCAGAAGAUCGCCUGCAAGAAGGGCCAAGUCUGAGGACGUCUACACGGAGCGAAACGUGCCAGCUGCUGUGGAUUGUGCGAGUUCUGAUCCUACUAAUGAAAGCCAAAGCCCCAAACGACCCGCUCGAGUGAACCCAUUAAUGUCAAUUUCGUUGAGGGAAAGCAAAGAGACUCGGGAGCGCCGCAAAUCCCCGCGAAGAAAAACCGAGUCGGUUCUGGAAACGGAGGAAAAUGAAGCCAAAGCCGAAAAAGAAUCGACCAGCAAAUCGCCGGAAGAGAAAGAAAAAUCGUCCGACCGGCACGUGAGCUUCGACAGCACCAAAGCGGCGGAUUUGGCCUAUUUCCGAAGCCGCUCUUUGUCCAACAGCAAAUCCAGCAAGGACAUCAAAAAGAUGCCGUUCAGCACGGGCUCUUUGCCUGAAGAUGGCCGUCCACGGGAGGCCAAUCAAGAGGCCAACCCGGACAAUUCUUGUGUGGAAACGUGCGAUAUUGAGCCGCUUAGUGGCACAGUUUUCCGGAAAAUGACGGUGAGAAGACGCAGACAACAGAACAUGAGGAAAAUGGCUGCAAUGGAUACAGGUUGGCGACGAACUCCCGAAAGCGAGCUCAUAGAUAUUUUGCUGCCCGAUGGCGAAGACUAUCGGUUAGUGUUCGUCAACUCCGAUAGCUCCUCAAAGGAGGAAGAGGUUGACGAUAACGAUAGCUCUUCGGCAUCGAGCUUCCCAUUGGAUGAAUGCGAUUGGGAUUAUUUCGAACCGGGAGCUAGCAGGCCCCAGCCGGUUUUAGGAUGGGGGUCCCCCUUCGGGUCUCCCAGAGUCUACCGGAAAGCGCUCAUCGAUUCCCCACUGGGGUCUCCUUUGCUGGCGCGCCGCGUUAGGGAGUCUUCAGACGAAGACAUAGGCGUCCCGUCGCCCUCCAAUAGGCCCCGCGCCCCUCCCCAAGCCGGGGCGGCCGAUGCAAUGCAAUGCGUUCAUCAGAGUACCACAGGCCAGCCGGUCGACCAGACUUCGCACCCAUUAACUUGCAAAACGUGCGGCGGAUGCGCUUUUUCACCUGCCGCCCAGUACAUACCGGUGCCAGUACCCAUUCCGAUUCCCUUUCCGGUACCGUGGGGCGCAAACCCCAGUAAUCUGGUGCCGAUCUACAAAUCGCUGUCGAAUGCGCAAGCCGGUGAAUUUUGGCAGUACUUGGCCCAAGUUCCGGGAUUUCCAUGGUCGCUCUUUGAGAAACUGAUGAUUGACGAGCGCGUGGGGGAGGCAGCAGCUAAGGAGGGUGGCGAAGAGCGGCAAAGUUGCGAAGAUGCGAAUCCAGCUGAGGAUGAACCCAGAGGGUAUUUGGAGUGCGAAAAUCGAGGUUCAUCAGCUUCCGACUCCACCUCCAUAGACUCGAGCGAUGAUGAUGGCGAUCAGCCGAUGGUUCGACGAGUUUACAACGUGACCGGUUCCCCAAACGAUCGGGAAAGUGAUGAUGCACUGCCCAGCAGCAACGUAUCCACCGACAAUGAGGAAGAAGUCGAUGGCAAAUCGUCGGCAGACGAAAAAGAACGGGAGGAAGAGGAAUCGUCGUCCGGAUCGGCGGACACGGACAGCAACGACACCGGAACAGUGGCCGAUCAGAAGCCCAAGAGGUUCCGCAGAGUGUUUGUGGUGAACCACAAAGGGCCGAAUUCGUCCAGCAGCGGCAGCGUGUCCUCGAGCGGUGAAAGUGAUAGUUCGGAUAAUGACACAGAUACUGAGCUGGAUUGCUCAGUGGUUCUGACCAACGUCAAGCAUCUGAGUUCGGAGGUUGUGGAAGAUCUCCAGCAACAGCCACCGGAAGGCUCAGAAGAGGACAACGGCGAGCCGCCCAGCGGCGAAGCCAGUUUUCUCAGCCUCAAGUACAUCGGAGAUGACCUGAAUGCUGAGUACUAUGAGAAAGCGGUGGCUUCCACCAGUUCCACCAGCGCAGUGGAAGCCCGCCAGCCUAAAAUCAAGGGCCGCAGGUUUGGCUCCAAACCGAAAAAGAAACAGGAUUCCAAAGUGGAUGGUUGCGAAGCAAAAAAUCCUGGAGCCUCAGAGAGUGACAACGAAAUCGUGCGGAAGUUUAUCGAAGCCGAGUCGCAAUUCGCCUCAGAAUUGCUCGGCGGAACUGAAAAACCCAGCUCAUCAAACGCUGCUCAAGACUGUGAUAAAAAAAUGUCGGAUCUUGAUCAGGCCACAAAGCCGGACAUCGUAAAUCCAGUGGCCGAACAAGAAAAAAUGAGCGAAACGAGUGUGGCGAACCUGCAGGAACCCUACAUGAACAACUACGUGUACUCGUCGAGUCCGGGACUGUCUGACGUCAGUGCUGAGUCGCUCAGCUCCAGCGACGUGGAAAAAGAGAGCUCGCGGUACCGUAAAGAAUGGGGCGCAGCGCAGAGACGUGAUGGUGGUACGGAACCCAAAGAGGAGGACGACGCCAGCGGGGCGCCCAUGUGGAGAAACGAGACCGACAGUGGUGCGGGCAGCGCUUGCGGCGAUCACACAGGUGUUCCAACAUCAGUGAUUGGCGAACCAGCACAGGUAGAUAGUCGGCAUGGUGUGGGCGCGAAAUACACGAGUUUAGUGAUGAUAACAAAUGAUGCCAAGUAUCAGCAGGUGAACAUUGUGACGUCGGACACGACCAAAGUGGUGCCAGGUGAAGUGGUAGUGAGCCACACAAACAGCCAGGAUGAGGCUUCCAUGGAUAAGCAGAGGGAGCAGGGCAAUCCGAACCUCACCAGCCCUGAAAGUAGCGUGACUGUGAUCACUUCCGCGGAAACUCUAAGUGCGUUCGAGGAAGGUUUAGCGGACGACGACUCCUGGGUGGAGAAUCUGAGCUACGAUGACGAGGACAACGAAGACGAUUUCCCCACUAACUCAAUCUCGGAGAACUCCUCCUCCGGAGAUGAGGUCACGCUCACCUGCUCCGCCGUGGUGGAUCAGGAAGAUGAGCUGAGAGGAUACCAUCGGGCGGCCAUCGACUUCACGCUGCACACCAUUGUGGAGGAGAGCUGUGAGGAGAGCGAGGUCGAGCAGGCGCCGAGGAAAGCAAGGAGAGAGCGACCUGCCAGCGCCACCGAUCUGGAAAAGUACUUCUUCUUUGGCUUAGGGGAUGGAACUGUGCCGGCCCUCAACUCCAACCGCGAGGAUGCCUUUUCUGAGACCAGCAGCAUUUACUCUGAAGGCAUGGAGUCGUUGGGGUGCGCUGAAGACAGCCAGAAUGACAACCCCGAAGAACUGGCAUCGUCCCGGCUGGAAAAGUACUUCCUCAGCGGGUUUAUGGGAUUUACUGCCGGACGCCGGGACUCAGAUGGAAGCGUGGGGAGCGACAGCGAAGGCAAACCCAGUCCUGAGCAGAGACGCAAGCGCCUGGUCAGAGCCAGAGGUACUGGAAGGUCUCAUUCGAAUUCCCUGGAUAACCUACUGGGGAACCCCGACCUGGCGGGCAGCGAGCAGCAGCUGGAGGCUCAGAACAGCUCAGAGGACUCCUCCAGCUCAGACUCGGACACCUAUGACGAGGUGCUGGGCUUCGAGAAGGCGGACGGCCAGUUCGAUACGGUGAAGCGCAAAAAGACCAAGAAGCAAAAGGCCAGCCUGGAGGACAUUAAGAACCUGGAAAUCACGCAGGAAGAAAAAUACUCGGAGGAGGAAGAGGACGGGCAUGAAACGCCGCAGCCGGAAGUGCCGCCCUCGAAUUUAGCAACCAACAAAAACCAGCAAAGCAGAGACAGUGGCUUUGUGGGCAGCUGCGAUGACCUACUGAAAGACCAGCGCGAUGCCAACAAGUCCCCAGAUAGUCAGGCCAAUCAGGAGAAAAAACGGGCCGAUGAUCAACAGAAGGACAGAAGCAUUCCAGGGUCCCUACCGCCCGCCACCAAUCUCACGCGCAAGGACAGCUUCAACAAUUGGAGCUCGGAUGAGGAGACCAACUUGAUGAUGAGCAAGAUGCGGCAGUUCUUCAAGACCAUGGUGGCCAACUCGUCAGCUUCCAAGCCCUCCACGCCCAACCUCAGCAACCGAUCCUCCCCACGGCCGUUUCCUCGCGCAAAGAACCGCUGCAAACCACCCCAGUUGGUCUAUUUCGAGAACGAGCUGACGCGGUUGAUGAAAACAGUGCCGGGAAUACGGGACGACCAGGUGCGGGAGAUUGUUGAAUAUCUGAGCAGUGAAGACACGUGGAGUGACUCGUAUGAUUCGAGCGACUACACCAGCAGCGACCUGGAGGGGGCGUGCACGAAGUCGGCGCUCCAACAGCAGAUUUCCGACAGCUGCAAGCAGAUUAUCAACAAGUUCGAUAAUGGGGUCGAAGAUGAGGAGGGCGAUGCUGGCGACGGCGGCAUUGUGGACGAAACGCACGGCCUGAACAAAGAAACGGCGUUUGUCUACCAGAAGUUGGUGGCCAGCUUUGAGAAGAUGGCGGUGGAAGAAAGGCCGGCCAGCCCCAAUUCGCCGCCCUUGAUCGCCAAGGUGAUGCACCACAUUGGGAGCCGCCUGGUGGCCCUGAUGCAUGAAGUGUCCAGUGGGGAAAGCCACGCCUCCAACAGCCCAAAGGGCCGCAACUACCAUCGCAGGCUGCAGCAGAAACUAAGCAGCGCCUCGACCACCACUGAUGAAGACAGCACCUCGGACACCAACCUGCCAGACACUUUCCUCGAAGGUUCAGGAUCAAGCUACAACCUGCUGCCUAGGAGCAGGUCGCAUGACCUGCUGAUGGAGACCAACAAGAACCUCCACCAGUCGAUCAGUGGCGUUUCGGAGAUAUCGGAAGAACGGGAGGCCAGCGACUGCGAGCGGUUCUCUUGGCGGGGCAGCUUCGAGUCCGCCUUGUUAGCUACUGACUCCCGCAACCGACUCUCGCUGAUCGGAGGAGAAGGCUCAGCCUCCGCCUCGGCCCUGGCCAUUGCGGCCAAGCGCCGAUCGGCAGGCGAUUUGCUCUUCAGCCACAAGUCGUUAAGCAGGGAGCAGCUGGACAGGGUGCGGAGUUGCGGCAGCAUCGGGGGCGGCACUUCGGAAGACAAACUGUGGGUGGCGACCGCCACCAAACCGAACCGGAGGCGGUCGAGUGUUCCAGACGCGGCCUCGUGUGGAUCGGGCGCCUCUGCCGAUGGCGAAGACGAAGACGAUGACAUGGAGAACCGCGCCACUCUUCCACGCAGCAUGCAGUGCGGGCCUCAGACCACCAACUCGUUGCCGCGAUUGCCCACCACCUCAGUGGCGGCGCUGCAGAAGGCUCAGAGCCAGCAGUUUUUGGCUCAGAACGUGAAAAGUGCGCGUUAUCGCCCGCCCGGUAUCACCAGGCUGAUGCCCACUCAGCCCAAGAGGGCGGUCAGUGCUCCUGGUCUACAGCCCUCGCAUCAGAGGCGCGGUAGGCGAUCUCUUCAAUCGAAUGUUCCUAGUGACGAUGUCAGUCUUUCGGAGGCUCACUCGUCGCCAAUGCUCGCCUCCAGAACUGGAACCAAAAGCGCCACGCCUAGUCCGGUGGCUCCCGGAUCCAGGCGAAAAACUCUUUCGGUAUCCAGCCAAGAAUGGCCCACCAACGAAGACGAUAUUGAUCGGCUGGUUUCUAUGCAUCAUAAUCGAAGUAGUCUGUCUAGCCUUGGGCUAAGAUCAGACUCAAUGGCCAGCGUAUACUCAGGAGCAGGCGAUGGCCGGUACGGUUCUGUAACGGUUCGGGGCCAAGUUGAAUUCGGCCUGCAGUACAACUAUAAAGCAGGGGCUCUGGAGAUACAGAUCAAACAGUGCAAAGACCUCGCCCCUGUCGAUGUGAAAAGGAACCGAUCUGAUCCGUAUGUAAAGGUUUAUCUGCUACCCGACAAAUCCAAGUCGGGCAAACGGAAGACCAAAGUGAAAAAGCACACGCUCAACCCUGUUUUUGAUGAGUGCCUGAAGUUCCACAUGUCGAUCAAUGAGCUGGAAAUCCGCACUCUUUGGCUUUCAGUGUGGCACUCGGAUAUGUUUGGCAGAAACGACUUUCUUGGAGAGGUCACGAUGGCUUUAGAGAAUAAAGUGUUCGAUGACCCCACCCCGAAAUGGUACAAUCUCCAAGAAAGGUCUGAACCCUUCGACGAUAUGUUAUCAUUUAAAGGCGAUAUCAUAGUCUGUCUGAAGUUUAUUCCGCCGGAUAUGACCGUGCACAAGAAAGGCAAGAGAUCCAGAGGCUCGCUACACAUAUUGGUCAAAGAAGCCAAAGCCCUCACUGCCGUGAAAGCGAACGGAUCAUCAGACCCGUUCUGCAAAAGCUACUUGUUGCCUGACAAAGGCCGCCAUGCAAAGCAGAAAACUCCAGUAGUGAAGAAAACCGUUAACCCCGUAUGGAACCACACGUUUGUCUACGAAGACGUUACUCUGCAGGAAUUAGCCGAACGGAGUCUCGAAUUGACCGUUUGGGACCACGAUCGGCUUGCCAGCAAUGAGUUCCUGGGAAUGGUGCGCUUUUCCUUAGGAACAGGCAAGUAUUACGGAAAGUCGGUAGAAUGGAUGGAUUCUACUGGCAAGGAGCUGAAUUUAUGGAAAAGCAUGUUGGAGAGGCCGAACUUCUGGGUGGAAGGAUGCCUCCCUUUGAGAGCCUCGGUAACGCCACGGCUAACGUAGGAAGACUUCGCAAUUCCGACUGGAGGAUUACUAGAAGUCAUGUGAUAUAUUUCCAACUCAAUCAUUUUGUAUUUGAAGUAAUGUUUUAUAAAUAUACAUAAAUUGUCUACUAUAAGGGGGUCACUCUGUACUAUGUGCAAUUUGUGGCCCUUUUUUAGAAAUAUAGACCAUUAGUUAUCGCGCAAUAAUAUGAAACCGAUAAUUCAAGUUCCAUCACCCCUAUAUAGAAUGUACUUAAAUUUUACUAAGUGUGAAUGUAUAUACAACACAGCUAGUUGGAGUUCAAUGAUCGUGCCCGAGCUGGUUUUGUAGUUUUAAAGAGCUUUUACGUAUUUUAUAUUGUUAUCAUUAUCCGAUAAUGAGAUCGAAGACUAACUAUUGUAAACCUAGCAAAACUGGUUUCUAGCUCGAAAUGAAUCAAACAAAUUUUAAUGUUAAUACUCAAGGAUUCAAAUGCAGUGUCAAAUAUUUGCUAACGUUUUUAAUGUGUAAUACAGAGCCUCGAACAAGUCAAUGUACAUCUUCCAACAAUUAUUCUAAAUGCGAUGGUUUUCAAGUCUCUGUAUAGUCUAUCUUAAAUGGUUUAAUAUUCUUGUUAAGAUGUUCUCUAGUUUAUAAACAUGUUUUAGCUGUAAAGUGUCUGAGAAAACGAUGCAUAUAUUUUCUUAAUUAUUCAAAUAAUAAAUAGUUUUUAUGAAA